Piliocolobus tephrosceles (Ugandan red Colobus) is the source of this 1930-nucleotide messenger RNA. RefSeq names its product UNC homeobox (gene UNCX). Gene Ontology annotation, biological process: regulation of DNA-templated transcription. Gene Ontology annotation, molecular function: DNA-binding transcription factor activity, RNA polymerase II-specific; sequence-specific double-stranded DNA binding. The record is from RefSeq and is a predicted model, not a curated record. Lineage: Eukaryota; Metazoa; Chordata; Mammalia; Primates; Cercopithecidae. The transcript has 3 exons. Bases 1 to 1590 code for a protein of 529 amino acids.
AUGAUGGACGGCCGCCUCCUGGAGCACCCGCAUGCCCAGUUCGGGGGCUCUCUGGGCGGUGUGGUGGGCUUCCCCUACCCGUUGGGCCACCACCACGUGUACGAGCUGGCCGGGCACCAGCUGCAGUCGGCCGCCGCCGCCGCCUCGGUGCCCUUCUCCAUCGACGGCCUGCUCGGGGGCUCGUGCGCCGCUGCCGCCUCGGUGGUCAACCCCACGCCGUUGCUGCCGGCCGCCUGCGGGGUCGGCGGGGACGGCCAGCCCUUCAAGCUGUCAGACUCGGGGGACCCGGACAAGGAGAGCCCGGGUUGCAAGCGGCGGCGCACCCGCACCAACUUCACCGGCUGGCAGCUGGAGGAGCUGGAGAAGGCGUUCAACGAGAGCCACUAUCCCGACGUGUUCAUGCGGGAGGCGCUGGCGCUGCGCCUAGACCUGGUCGAGUCCCGAGUUCAGGUCUGGUUCCAAAACCGCCGGGCCAAGUGGAGGAAGAAGGAGAACACCAAGAAGGGCCCGGGGCGGCCGGCGCACAACUCGCACCCGACCACGUGCAGCGGCGAACCCAUGGACCCGGAGGAGAUCGCGCGCAAGGAGCUGGAGAAGAUGGAGAAGAAGAAGCGCAAGCACGAGAAGAAGCUGCUGAAGAGCCAGGGCCGCCACCUGCACUCGCCCGGCGGCCUGUCCCUGCACAGCGCGCCCAGCUCCGACAGCGACAGCGGCGGCGGCGGCCUCUCUCCGGAGCCGCCCGAGCCGCCGCCGCCUGCCACCAAGGGCCCCGGAGCGCACGCCUCCGGCGCCGUGGGGACCGCGCCCGCCCCUCCCGGCGAGCCGCCUGCGCCGGGCACCUGCGACCCCGCCUUCUACCCGAGCCAAAGAAGCGGCGCCGGCCCACAGCCGCGCCCAGGUCGCCCUGCGGACAAGGACGCGGCCUCGUGCGGGCCAGGGGCGGCUGUGGCGGCGGCGGAGCGCGGCGCCGCGGGGCUGCCCAAGGCCAGCCCGUUCAGCGUGGAGAGCCUCCUGUCCGACUCGCCGCCGCGCCGGAAAGCCGCUUCCAACGCCGCCGCCGCCGCCGCCGCGGGGCUGGACUUCGCGCCGGGGCUGCCGUGCGCGCCGCGGACCCUGAUCGGCAAGGGCCACUUCCUCCUCUACCCCAUCACGCAGCCGCUCGGCUUCCUGGUGCCACAGGCCGCGCUCAAGGGCGGCGCGGGACUGGAGCCGGCGCCCAAGGACGCGCCGCCCGCGCCCGCCGCGCCGCCGGCGCCGCCCGCCCAGGCCAGCUUCGGGGCCUUCUCGGGGCCCGGCGGCGCCCCGGACUCGGCCUUCGCGCGCCGCAGCCCCGACGCCGUCGCCUCCCCGGGGGCCCCGGCCCCGGCGCCUUUCCGGGACCUCGCCUCGGCAGCGGCGACCGAGGGCGGCGGCGGGGACUGCGCGGACGCGGGGACCGCCGGCCCCGCGCCCCCGCCGCCCGUGCCGUCGCCCGGGCCCGGCCCGCGGGCUCCCAGCCCCGCCGAGGAGCCGGCCACCUGCGGGGUUCCCGAGCCUGGCGCGGCGGCCGGACCCAGCCCGCCGGAGGGCGAGGAGCUGGACAUGGACUGAGGCCGCGGCGGCCGGGAGACGCGCGUAGCCGGCCCGCGGCUGCUCGCUCAGGCUCCGACUCACGCAACGAAUCAGGUGAUCGGCUCUAGAAACACUGCUUUCCCCUCUUUUCUUUUGUUUUCUUCCUUUUAUUAUUUUUUUAAGAGUAAACAAAAGCGCUGUAUGAAUUCGGACCCAGGCAGCAACCACAGGACUGGGGGGUGAGACCCUCCUCCUCCCUAGGGAGCAAAAAGAACCCAUACCCCCCAAAAAACCCACAACAAGAAUCCUCAGCCUUGUAAAAUGCAAAAAUGUCUAAGAAUAUUUAUAUAUGUACAAUUUUUGAUAAAUAAAGCUGGUC